This is a messenger RNA of Fulvia fulva, 663 nucleotides long. RefSeq lists its product as uncharacterized. The record is from RefSeq and is a predicted model, not a curated record. The coding region runs from base 1 to 663 and encodes 220 amino acids. Lineage: Eukaryota; Fungi; Ascomycota; Dothideomycetes; Mycosphaerellales; Mycosphaerellaceae. The transcript has a single exon.
AUGGCGCAGCAGCCUGUCCUGGUAAGGGCAUAUACUGAUAGCAGGCCUAGCACUGCACUGGCACCUGUCCCUAGAACUGCUGCUCGCACGCAAGCGCUUCCGCCCAUCUCCUCCUUCGCCUUCGACGACAUCUUCCGAAGCGUCGACAGCCCCGAGCUACAGAACGCGAUCCAAGGCAUUGCUGAGAUAUGCGCCAAGAACCGCAUGAGUCUGGCCGAUGAGUACGCCUCGCACCUUCCUCCGCUAGGCGAGAUCACCGCAACGAACUCGAGGAAUAUGCGCUCGCAUGUUAUACGACCAAGCGGUGGCAUUCGUCGAGCGCUCACGAGCGUGCCGGAAGGGAGCUCUGGCAGUAGCGAGGGAAGUCGCAAGAGCAAGAAAAAGGCCAGUCUGUUCAGCUUCGGGAAGCAGCAGCCUCAAGAGAGCAAGCCAAUGCGCCGGAUCAGGAUUGGUAGCAUGGGCAGGAUGGUGCCUGUUGGGACCACGACCGCUAUGGCUGCACAUCUCGAUUUGUCGCAACAGGACCAUACGAGAAAGUCUUCGCAGACAACCAUCACCCCAGAGACAGCUGCCCGCCCAGCUUCCCGUCCAAGAUCAUUGAGCGCUGCGCAGACCAGCCUCCAACGCCUGCUUGGGAUUGAGCGAAACGUGCAGAAUGGUUGA